This is a messenger RNA of Physeter macrocephalus (sperm whale), 1165 nucleotides long. Its product is annotated as beta-1,4-galactosyltransferase 5-like. Gene Ontology annotation, biological process: carbohydrate metabolic process. Gene Ontology annotation, cellular component: Golgi apparatus. The record is from RefSeq and is a predicted model, not a curated record. Gene Ontology annotation, molecular function: UDP-galactose:glucosylceramide beta-1,4-galactosyltransferase activity. Lineage: Eukaryota; Metazoa; Chordata; Mammalia; Artiodactyla; Physeteridae.
UUGCCAGGGCUUCUGCUGCCAGUGUCCUGGUCCCCGCGGUGAGCCACAGCCAUCCCCCGCCUCUGCAGGAGACCCUCCAACACUAGCAGUGAACACCUACCUCUUCAUGAUGCAGGCUCAAGGCAUUCUCAUCCGGGACAACAUGAGAACGAUCGGCGCUCAGGUUUACCAGCAGGUAGUUUGGAGCGCUUACGCGAAGAGGAACAGCAGCGUGAAUGACUCAGAUUAUCCUCUUGACUUGAACCACAGCGAAACCUUCCUACAAACCACAACUUUUCUUCCUGAAGACUUCACCUACUUUGCAAACCAUACCUGCCCCGAAAGGCUCCCUUCCAUGAAAGGCCCCAUAGCCAUAAACAUGAGUGAAAUUGGAAUGGAUGCCAUCCAUGAACUCUUCUCUAGAGACCCAACCAUCAAGCUCGGAGGUCACUGGAAGCCAUCGGAUUGCAUUCCUCGAUGGAAGGUGGCAAUCCUUAUCCCCUUCCGGAACUGCCAUGAGCACCUCCCGGUCCUGCUCCGACACCUGAUUCCCAUCCUCCAGCGCCAGCACUUACAGUUUGCAUUUUAUGUGGUGGAGCAAGUUGGCACCCAACCCUUUAAUCGAGCCACUUUUAAUGUGGGUUUUCAAGAAGCAAUGAAGGACUUGGACUGGGACUGUCUUAUUUUUCGUGAUGUGGAUCAUAUACCAGAAAGCGAUUGUAACUAUUAUGGAUGUGGACAGAUGCCAAGGCACUUUGCAACUAAACUGGAUAAGUAUAUGUAUCUGCUUCCUUAUACUGAGUUCUUUGGCGGAGUGAGCGGCUUAACAGUGGAACAGUUUCGGAAAAUCAAUGGCUUUCCUAAUGCUUUCUGGGGUUGGGGUGGAGGAGAUGACGACCUGUGGAACAGAGUACAGAAUGCAGGCCAUUCUGUGAGUCGGCCAGAAGGUGACACAGGGAAAUACAAGUCCAUUCCUCAUCACCACCGAGGAGAAGUCCAGUUUCUUGGAAGGUAUGCGUUGCUGAGGAAGUCCAAAGAACGGCAGGGGCUGGACGGCCUCAACAACUUGAACUACUUUGCAAACAUCACAUACGACGCCUUGUAUAAAAACAUUACUGUCAGUUUGACACCCGAGUUGGCUCAGGUGACCGAGUACUGAGACGAGGGGAGAAUAUAUGUUUGCUUC